Macrobrachium nipponense is the source of this 3514-nucleotide messenger RNA. Its product is annotated as beta,beta-carotene 15,15'-dioxygenase-like. Gene Ontology annotation, biological process: retinal metabolic process; carotene catabolic process. The transcript is spliced from 10 exons. The record is from RefSeq and is a predicted model, not a curated record. Gene Ontology annotation, molecular function: carotenoid dioxygenase activity; beta-carotene 15,15'-dioxygenase activity. The coding region runs from base 473 to 2038 and encodes 521 amino acids. Lineage: Eukaryota; Metazoa; Arthropoda; Malacostraca; Decapoda; Palaemonidae.
AGAUCGUCAGUUCGCCGCCAAACUCCGAGAAGGAAAGAGCUCUCGCUCCUUUCGCUCCAGUGGUCAGCUCUGUCUUGUCUCUCCCUCUCUCUCUCUCGAGAUUCCCCUCCGUUUCGCAUCUAUCUCUUAAAUCUGAGAUUGUUUGAAGUCCCGGUGGGAGUUGCCAUUAAAGAGAGAAGUUCCUCUGGUCUAGACUUUGGAGGUGAUUUUGAGUCUGUCAUAAGAGCAAUCACCUGGUAUUCCACGGAGAAGCAGAUUUUUGGAAAGACGACGCAUUUGGAUUUUGUUACUCGAAGAGAACUUGCACAAAGUUUCUACGGUCAAAUCUGAAGGCGUUUUAACUUCGAUAAGCUCUUCUCCAGAGUCUUCAAGAAAGGUAGAAUAUUCUUUUUCCUGCAAUUUCCUUGAAGGAAAACUCGGACCAAAGUACAAAGAGGAUCAGAAAAAGACGAGAGCAAAUUGAACAUAAACCAUGGAGCUCUUCAAGGAAAACUUUCACAACGCCGUUGAGUGCGCCGAACCUGUCCUUACAAAAUCCAAAGGAGAAGUUCCUUCUUGGUUGUGCGGCAGUUUCAUGAGGGUGGGACCAGGCCAGUUCGAUUUGUCGGAUGACUUUUCUGUCAAUCACUGGAUGGACGGUUUCGCCAUAAUGUACAAAUUCUCGAUCAAAGGUGGUCAGGUCAGCUUUAGGUCAAAGUACCUUCGCUCUGACGCCUACAAGAAAGCCUGCGUGGCUCAGAAGCCAGUCUUCACUGAAUUCGGCACUCACUCCUACCCGGAUCCUUGCAAGAAUAUCUUCUCCAGAAUGCUCUCCACCUUCGAUGCUCACAUAAUGACAGAUAACUGCUCAAACACUGUGACCUGCAUUGAGGACCAAGUUUUCGUUGCUACCGAAACUUGCUUCAUUCGUCGGGUAGACCCAGUCACACUUGAAACAAAAGAGAAGGUGGAUCUCAACAAAUACACAAGUGUCAACUUUGCCUCCUCACACCCUUUGACUGAUUCCUCUGGCGCUACUUAUAAUUUGGGUAGUUCUUUUGUGGGUGGCCCAAAAUACCAUGUCAUUAGGGUUCCACCCUCAGAAGAGAAGAAGAGUGGUUCCGAGCCUUGGAUGAAUGCUCGUGUUCUUGCCAACAUUCCAUCUAGCUGGAGAGCCUCUUUCGGUUACAACCACAGCUUUGGCUUGAGCGAGAACUACAUAGUUUUCUGCGAGCAGCCAAUGACCGUGAACACACUCAAGUUGGCAACCUCACAAGUCAAGAGCAAGUCUCUCCACGACUGCAUGGAAUGGCACCCACAAGAAAAAGUAAAGUUCAUAAUAGUCAACAAGAACACAGGAGAGGUGCAGAAGGUGAAAUACGUCUGCGAGAAGCCUUUCCUAGUCUUCCACCAUGCCAACACUUACGAGGAGAAAGGCCACUUGAUCGUUGACCUCGUAGCUUACCCCAACCCAGAAAUCCUUGGCAAGCUUUACCUUAAUAAGGUCAGGAUGAAUGAGUACAACAACGAAGAUCCACCCCAACUGGUCAGAUUUGUGCUGCCUUUAGUCACUGAUUUACAGAGCGUGCCAGAGGGCCAGGAGCUAGUAACUUUACCUGGCACUGAGGCAUCGGCUGUGAAGGUCCGUGAGGGCCACAUCAAGGUGACUGGCAUGGACAUUGGAGAGCCUGGUUGGGACAUGCCAACUAUCAACAAGGCAUACAGUGCCAAGCCCUACCGCUACGUGUAUGGCACUGGCGGUUGGGAGAGGGGAUACUACAAAAAUGCGAUAUCUAAGAUUGAUGUGGAUUCAGGAAGCACCUGGCUGUGGAGGGGCACAGAAUACCAGUACCUUUCAGAACCCAUCUUUGUCGCUUCCCCCAAUGCAGUGGACGAGGACGACGGCGUUCUCUUGGCCUCUGUCUGUGAUAUCCAGCCUGGGAAGUCUGACUUUAUGCUAGUCCUCGAUGCCAGGACCAUGGAAGAAUUGGCUCGAUGUGAAGUGAGCGUUAAGGUUCCUAAUGGACUCCACGGUACUUUUCUGCCAGACAAGUUCUAAAUGAUUAGACCACUGGAUAAGGCCACCAGAGGAGGAACAAGAAGCCAAAGUUACUUUUUUGUUGCAUUGUUUUUGUAGGGUAUUGUUUUUUUCAUUGUUACCUCAGAAAAUGGGCAUUGUGAAUAUUUAAACUAGUUACCUUCUGGAAGGCAGAAAUUGGUAAAUUCUAGGAACCUUCCUGCUAUUGGAGGGUUCUGAAGUUAGUAAAUUAAAGAUUGGAAGUUUGUUUUAUAGGGUAUUGGUUUAAAGAUUUUAUUGUGAGUAAUGUUGUAACUUCUCUUGGAUUGCUAGAUGGUCUGAAGUAGGCUUUCUCAAUGUUCCUUUACUUCUAGAAUUUAGUUUUGCUUCAGAACAAAUCUAGUCCAGUUCAAAUGAACACGGGCAUCUGGUUUUUUUUUUAGCCCAGAUUGCAUUUGCAGAAGUUUAUAAUUUGCUUUUCUUGGGUUAUGUCAAAGGUAUGCUGCAUUUUUCACUUUCCCCAACCAAAAAGUAGUUUUAUAUGAAUAUAUAUUCAAGAUAUAUAUACCGUACAGUAUUUUACUGGUUCACACUAGAAAUUAGUUGUUUCUUAGUUAGGUUUCUGGAGUUGUGUAUUCAAGAUCUUGAAGCUGUUCAGUGUUGCCUCCCUGUUAAUGGGUUUUCAUGGACCACUUUUGACCCCUCACUGAAAUGGUCACCUGUAAUCUAUUAGUUUGUCAGUGGAAAUUUACUAGUUAGGUAUUAUACUGAAAAUCUUGAAAUACAAAACUUAAUGAUAGCUAAAGCAUUCAGUAUGAAUUUCCCUGUGGUAAUGAUUUGGUCUAGCAGUUUAAAAAUUUUUAAAAAUUUUAAUUUAAUAACUGGGACUAAGAUGGAUACAUUGAUACUGAGGCAGAUUUAAGUAUUUGUUUUAAAGGUUUUAAAUCUGUUUAGAUUACUGUUUGCACAUAGCUUUCUUUGUUAGUAUACAGCAUUCUUUGCAAGAUAAAGUGAUAAGACAUUUUUCUUGGAAUGUAAUCUCAUUUCAUGGGCAUGCCAUAAGUGACAAACUAAUUGGUGACACAUCAGGGAACAAUGAACCUAAAUCCUACAAGUCGGACAUUUAGCUAGGAUUAGCUAGUCAUAGCUUUAAGUAGGAGUGCAAUAGGAGUAGGUGGUUCAGCGCAGAGCCCCUGCUAUUAGAUGCUACUUUCAUGUGAACAAACUUCAAUAGUUAUUUAUUUGAACAAUUAUUUCAAUGGGCAUUCUUAAUAAUAUAAGAUUGUGGGAAUUUCCUGGAGAAAGUACUUCAGUAAUUGGAGGUAAAAUUUUAUAACUGGAAAAGUAAGUAUUGGUGUUAUUAGGAAUUGUUUUUGGAUUACUUCACAUGAAAGUGUAAUUUGAGUGAUACCAGCCGGUAUUUACUCAACAGUUUUAACUGUGAUAACUUAAUUUUUUAUUUAAUAAAAUUGCUCUUGAUAUUUUAUACAAAUUAAAGAAAUAUACAAAUUAAAGAAA